Molecule: messenger RNA, 417 nt
Organism: Candidula unifasciata
Lineage: Eukaryota; Metazoa; Mollusca; Gastropoda; Stylommatophora; Geomitridae
Source: the annotation of a GenBank genome assembly
AUGGCUUCCUGCUCGGAGUCUACUGGUAGUCAACACACGAAUAGUUUAUCGAAUCGCUCUGAAACUCAUCCAGACGCGGAAAUUACUGACACAGAAAUCAAAGGAUAUUUGAUGAAAAGGGCACGACUUACUCGAAAAUGGAAACGACAGUGGUUUUUAUUGAAGAAUUGUAAUUUAUUUUACAGCGAAUCACCAGAGGGAUCCCUUAAGAAGAUCACUUUAGCAGAUGCCGAUAUUUCUGAAACGAGAGUUGACAAGAAAAAAUUUGCCUUCCGGAUACGGAGUAAACAGAACGGCAGAACUUACUACAUUCACGCAGAAAAUGAGCUGACCCAGAAUAGUUGGAUGCAAGCCAUAUGUUUCGCCAAGGCUGCGGGUAAUCACGGGAGUGCGUCCCAAGCAUGUUCCAUCCAGUGA